GGGAAAGUAUCGACGUUUAUGCUUGUCAAUCAGCAAGAGCCGUGGGGAGUGAAACUGGAGGGAAGGUCGACGAUCGGGGAAGAUUUCCACUUCCAAAAGCACUUCAGUGCUAAUGCGACCAUAAUGUCUUGGAAAAACAAGGAAAAACUGUACAUAUUUUCAAGGAAACUGUUUUGUUUUACUUUGAAAUAAGGUAAUCAAGCAGAGCUUUCACUGCGCCGAACUUGGCGAGUAUCAGUCGCUGCCUCGUUGCAUAUCAGCUCGGAAAAAACGAAAACAGCGUUUUAUUUACACGGACAAAGUGUGUAAACUAAAAGGGGACUCAACUACAGACGGAUAUAUUUGUGUUUAAACAAACUGUGCUUGAUAUAUUCCCUUCGGCAGAGGAGAGGACUUCAUCCAGAAGAGUUUCCGAAAGCCGCGUCGCUGUCGGGAAGCUCUUCCCGUGUGGACGUGCUGGAAACCAGGAGUGACGGUUGAAACACGGAAUUUAAAACUCGUGCUUUCCUCAAAGCCUUUAAGAAAAUGAGCGGAGGAGAUGUGGUGUACUCGGGGUGGCUCCGAAAGUCUCCACCUGAAAAAAAGUUACGGCGUUAUGCAUGGAAGAAGCGAUGGUUUGUUCUGCGCAGUGGGAGGCUGUCUGGAGACCCAGACGUGCUGGAGUAUUACAAGAAUGACCAUGCCAAGAAGCCCAUCCGCGUUAUCGAUCUGAACCUGUGCGAGCAGGUGGACGCCGGUCUCACCUUCAACAAGAAGGACCUGGAGCACAGCUUCAUCUUUGACAUCAAGACUAUCGACAGGGUCUUUUACCUGGUGGCAGACACUGAAGAAGAUAUGAACAAGUGGGUGCGCAACAUCUGUGAUAUCUGUGGCUUCAACCCCACCGAUACUGAAGACUCCGCAAAGGUCUCUCAUCAUGUAAAUGUGCCAGGAGGUCUGGUGGUGGAUAUGGCCCCUAGUGGAGGGCUGGGGGGAGCUUUAGGGGCGUCUGCAUUAGCCAAUCUCCCUCCUCCUUACCAGCCCGUCAGCAUCAGACAGCUGGGAUCAUCCUCCAGUCUAGAUGAGCCUCAGGACUACCUUUGGCUGCUCAACUGUGAGAGCAAAAAACCUGAGCCUAACAGUCUAGUUGCUCCUCUUUGUCUAGGGGAGGAGGAGCAGGGAUACCUGCUUUUGGAGGAGUGUGAGAGCCGGAGCGCUGCUCAUGACAGUCAGGCUCAUGGUGACUGCUCCAAGUCUACCUCCUCUGAACCUGACUGUAAUGACAACCUCCCUUCCCACUACACACCCACCUCCUCCACUUCCAAGCACGCCCCGGUCAAUGGUUUCUUUCCUACACAACAUCCCACUGGGCUCUACGAUUCUCCUCCCUCACGCGGGCAGUCGUUGUCGGCCGACUCGCAGGGCCUGUACCACCUGCCCCGAAGUUACUCUCAGGACACUGUGCUGCUGCCGAAAUCGGCGACCUCCCCUCCCAUUCCUGACGGUGAACCUGGUGAACUCUAUGUCUUUAACACGCCUGGUCGGAAACCCUCAUUAGAGGCCCAUUUGCGGAACUUGUCAGUUAGCUAUGAUAUUCCACCUACACCUGGAAGCAACUCCACCUACCAGGUUCCCCGAACAGCUGGAGUGGAGGCUGUUUCGGGGUCCACAGAGGUGGUUCCACCACCACGCCCACCAAAGCCUUCAGUGAGUGGGGGAUCAGUCCCACCUGAGCGAUCGCCCACAGACACUUAUGUGGUACCGCGGUCAGUGUCUGAGACCGAUGCGAAUUACUGCGUGCCGACAAGUGCAGGAGGGAACAAAGCACUCAGAAGCAACACCAUUGGUACGGUGGAUUCUUCACGCCUGCGUAAAGAUUACGGAUCUCAAGACUGCUAUGAUAUACCACGACCCUUCCCCUCAGAAAAAAGUUGCUCGUUUGAUUUUAAUGAAAGUUUCAACAACUAUUUUAAAAAUAAAGGCAUGAUGCCAGUAGGAGGUGUUUCUACAGAGGAAAUGGAUGAAAACUAUGUUCCCAUGAGCGUCCACUCUUUGUCACAUCAGCGCUCCGGCAGCCUAUCAGAACCUAUCCAGGAGCCCAACUACGUCCCCAUGACACCAGGCACGGUGGAGUUCUCUUCACUCGGAAAACAGGUGCCCCCUCCAGCCCACAUGGGCUUCAGGUCCAGUCCCAAGACCCCACCACGUAGACCGAUUCCUAUAUCCGAAUGCCAACCGCCACCCAUAGACCGCAACCUCAAACCUGAUCGUAAAGGUCAGAGCCCUAAAAUAAACAGAGCAGUCGGUCUUGAGCGGACUGACUCCCAAACCAUAGGUGAAUUCUCAAGACGGCGUAAGGUUAAGCCAGCCCCUUUGGAGAUCAAGCCUUUAUCUGAAUGGGAGGAGUAUACAGCACCGGUCCGAUCGCCCGUCACCAGGUCCUUCACGAGGGACCCUUCUAGGUUUACUGCGGCCCCCAGACCGUCCUCGGGGCAAAGCACUGCCUCCAGCAGCGACUCGGACGAGUGUGAUGAGAAUUAUGUAACCAUGCAGGCUAAUAUGUCUUCAGAUGAACCAAACAAGUUAGGAGCACCAAUGAAUGCUGAUGGAGGUGGCAGUCCCAUGGUGAAACCCAAAGGAGACAAGCAGGUGGAGUACCUAGACCUCGACUUAGACCCUGGGAAAUCAACUCCACCUCGAAAGAAGAAGAGUAACGGGACUGGUAUUUCUGCAUCAGACGAGCGUGUGGACUAUGUGCUGGUGGAUCAGCAGCGAACGCAAGCACUGAAAAGCACCCGUGAGGCCUGGAGUGAUGGACGGCAGUCGACAGAGGACACCCCCACCAAAGGGGCCAAAUGACAUCCAUCUCUUCUGCUUGGUCAGGACUCGUGGGAGACCCAGGAACGGAGGACACCGCACAAGCUCUGAACCUCCUAUCUGGCCCUCCACAUUUGAUUUUAGAUACAGCUGCCUGACAGCGUCUAGGUCACAGCUCCCAGAUCAGCUAGUUUACACUGCUUCCUGCUAGACGACAGCACCCACGCAGGGGAGAGCUGGUCCCAGGGAUCCUCACCAAUAAGCUGACAGACUCAAAAGUAUGGACACUGCACAGGGGCUGAAGAACUCGCCAAGCCGCUUCGGCUGAAAGCCCAGUGAAAAUGAUGCUAAACAGAAGCAGGUAUUAUUCAUACACACUGCCCACCACAUGUUUUUUUAUUUGGAUAUCAUUUUCUCCCAUUGUGGUAUCAAAGCACAUUAUUCCAAUGACUUGGGGUACAUCAGGUCUGUCCUCAAGUAAUGUUCCAUGUUCACAAAACUGCCAAGUCGAGGAUGUUUUAGAUGCCUAAAGCGUUCAUUUGUGUAUAGUUUCUUGAUAAUCUGAAACCAGUAGACAUCUAGGUUUCAAAAUGUUCCAUUAGUUUUCUUCUUUUGGCCUCAAGUGUAAUUUGGUAGUGCAAUCAAAAGGUGUUGAGUUUGCUUGAACUGCAAAUCUACUUAAGGUGACAGAGUUAGUUUGUUUAAAAAAAAAAAAAAAGAUUUUCGUUGGCGUUUAAGACAGCAGGCAGACUGUAUAAAGUGUUAUGUACAUGAAUAAAAGUGUCCUUUAUUUGUAUCUUAAUAUUCAGUGUGUUAAGGCUAAGAUGUGGAUUCUGCAGGAUAGAAGUCUACACGGUCUGAGAUGGUAUCAGAAACUAUGAAAUAUUAUCGGUGGAAUCAGGAACUGUGAUAGUUUUUAUUAGAGAAGAGAAUUCUCUGUUGUUGUUGUUGUUGUUUUGUGUGUGUUUUAUGUUUUUAUUUUGGCUCCUUUCUCUUUUUUUCAAAGCAAGGUAUCAAUUUACAGAAGCGCUGAGGUCAGGUACUCACUGAAAGGUUGAACAGAUUUCAUAUAUUUUAUUCUGCAGCUUUGGAUGACAUCUUAAGCGUUGCAGUUUGUAUGUUCUCGUAGAAACCUUAUGAAUUUGCUCACGAUGCAAGAUAUUAUUACAAAGGCUUUGUGCUGUAUGAGAUCAUGCCUUCGUGGAAAGGAGGAAAAGUCGGUCAAGUAGUUUCAGGUAUUUUAUUUUGUCUCUGUGUUGACUGGUCUAUCAAUGCGUUUUAUUGCCACUUCAAUAAUUUAUUUCAAAUAGAGUCCACGGCUCUUGAAGACUAAUUGCCUUACUGUUGCAACUUUAUUAUUUUUUUUCCAAAUGAUGUAAAUAUGAUCCGUUCACUGAUUUUUAGCUCAUGUCAGAACGCAUCUAUUCAGAAUACAUCAGCAUAGAAGUCUACUGUGUGUGUGUAAAAUAAAAAUAAAAAAGCUCUACUAACUACCGUUCUUAAGCCAAGAAGACAGCUGCGGUGUAUCAGAACAUCGGUGGCUUCUGCUGUAUAUAUCCAUACAGGCUCAUCAAGCAUGUCUUUAGAUUCAAAGCUGUGCCUAUAUUGUUUCCCGUCUACUCAAAUCCGUUUUUCUUUUGUCUUUUUUUUUUCUUUGAGUUCUCAGACCCUGAUGCUUUAUAUCUUUUUUAAUGAAUCUGAAAGAAAUGUACAUUUGAAAAUAAACUCAAUAAAAUGAUACUUCAGGA
Molecule: messenger RNA, 4544 nt
Organism: Danio aesculapii
Lineage: Eukaryota; Metazoa; Chordata; Actinopteri; Cypriniformes; Danionidae
Gene: gab1
Product: GRB2-associated binding protein 1
Exons: 13
Coding region: 526-2838 (770 amino acids)
Source: RefSeq, a predicted model, not a curated record